UCUUCCUGGGCGGAGCUGCGCAUUCACGCCCCAUUGCUCGGCGGCUCCCGGGAACUACAGCCGGCGGCGGCCGCUGCCCGACCGCGGCGAUGGCGGCUCCCUUAGUGCUCGCGGUGCUGGUGGCCGUGACGGUUCGGGCCGCGCUCUACCGUUCCAGCCUCGCCGCCUUCAUCUCCGAGCGGGUGGAGGUGGCGACCCCGCUCAACGCCUGGAAGCGAGUGGUGGAAGGAUUAGCGCUGCUGGAUUUAGGGGUCUCGCCAUAUUCUGGAGCUGUUUUUCAUGAGACCCCGCUGAUAAUUUAUCUCUUCCACUUCCUGAUUGAAUACGCUGAGCUGGUGUUCAUGAUCACUGAUGUUCUAACUGCUGUAGCUCUUUACUUGGCCAUCCAGGACUACAACAAAGUUGUGUUCAAAAAGCAGAAGCUCCUGAUAGAACUGGAUAAAUACGCGCCAGAUGUGGCUGAACUCAUCCGAACGCCCAUGGAGAUGCACUACAUCCCCCUCAAGGUAGCACUGUUCUACCUGUUAAACCCCUACACUGUGAUGUCUUGUGUGGCCAAGUCCACCUGCGCCAUCAACAAUAGUGUCAUUGCAUUCUUCAUUUUAGCUACAAUAAAAGGUAGUGCCUUCCUCAGUGCUGUGUUCCUGGCCUUAGCAACAUACCAAUCUGUCUACCCUCUCACGCUGUUUGCUCCAGCACUCCUUUACCUUCUGCAGCGUCAGUUCAUACCAAUAAAACUGAAAAGUAAAAGCUUCUGGCUUUACACCGUGCAGUAUGCAGCCCUGUACCUGUGCAGCCUGGUGGUGAUCAUCUGCCUCUCCUUCUUCCUCCUCAACUCCUGGGAUUUUAUCCCAUCUGUGUACGGGUUUAUCCUUUCCGUUCCAGAUCUGACCCCCAAUAUUGGCCUUUUCUGGUACUUCUUUGCAGAGAUGUUUGAACACUUUAGUCUUUUCUUCGUGUGUGUGUUUCAAAUCAAUGUGUUCUUCUAUACCAUCCCCUUGGCCAUAAAACUCAAGGAACACCCUGUGUUCUUCAUGUUUGUCCAGCUUGCAAUCAUUUCCAUCUUCAAGUCCUAUCCCACCGUGGGAGACAUUGCCCUGUACAUGGCCUUCCUUCCAGUCUGGAGCCACCUUUACAGAUUUCUCCGGAACAUCUUCAUCCUGUCCUGUGUGCUCAUUGUCUGCUCCGUCCUGUUCCCUGUUCUGUGGCAUCUGUGGAUUUACGCAGGAAGUGCCAACUCCAAUUUUUACUACGCCAUCACGUUGACUUUCAAUGUAGGACAGAUCCUACUUGUCUCGGAUUAUUUCUAUGCCUUCCUCCGGCGAGAGUACUACCUCAUUCACGGACUCCACUUGAUGAGGCAAGAUGGGACAGAGGCCAUGCUUGUUUUGAAAUAAGGAUUGUGCCCACCAUUCCUGGGGACAUGGACCACUCUAAGGAAGGUUCUCUGAAUAAGGCCUGACUUUGGGAAUGACACCUGCUGAAAGAAAGGGCUGCAAUUCUUCUGGGAAUACCCUCAUGAGGGAGUUCAGAGACUCAGAGCUGCAAGUAGGAGCUGCAAUGCCUCUGUUGGAGCAUCUCCCUCCUUCUCUCAGCCAUGCUUUUCACCGUGACUUCAGCCAUCAACGUCGGGGCAGUCCGUCAGGAACUGGAGAAAGUGUCUGAGUGGAAUCUCUGAUCCAGAAAGAGCUUAGACCACAAGCUGUCUAAUUUAAUCACUGCUUCUUGGAGAUGUUUGCUUCUUCCAGGAAUUUUCCCCUCACUGCCUUGACCAGUAAUGUUCCCGCCUGGCACGAGACGGGCUCUAGGUGCCUCAGCCUGGGAUGCAGAUGCCAUUUCUUGCUUCUACUGUUGUGGGAUAUGGAAAAUUCAUGUGCUUGGGUAUAGCAGGUGCUUGGGAAAUGAAUCAUGACUGAGGAUGAAUGACCUGUUGGAAGGAGGACAAGCUGAAGCUGCUACCACAGGAAUAAUCCUGGAGCUCACACAUAAGAACUGGAACUGGAGUGAUAGCAGGAGCGUGGUGGUACCGGGUAACUGCUGUAUCCUAGAGAAGCAACACAGCAGCUUCCAUGUCAGGAGCUGCGUUGCAGAGUCUCAGAAGAAGGAACAUUACUGUGGAGAUAGAUUCCCGCUACCCCUGGUUAUUGUAGGGUGACAAAGCUCGGCAGUGCAGGGCUUGUGCUGUACUGCUGUGAUUGCUGGGAUGUGAAAUGGGCCUGUGUUAGGGAUCAGGAGGUGUUCAAAUCUCCCCUUUGAGGCCCUUCACCAUAUCCUGAAGGAGCCUCAGCCACUGCUGUUGUGGAGCUGUGGGGCUCCUGGUGCUCCACAGCCACUGGAUAUGCACUUCCCAGUGUUACCCUCUUGCAAGGACAGUGAUGGUACCUCGUGUCUGUGUGCAGAGCACGCAGGUAAAGCUGCUGCCACUGCUGCCACUGCAAAUGGGACCUGCUGGGGCGAAGCCACCUGGCCACCUUGUCGCUCUGCUGCUCGCGUGGUGGCAGAGAAGUUGUAAACGCAGUGUGAGAGCUUCUCGUGUGCCAGGCCAGCAGGCAGCUUCCCCACAGCCCAGGACAAGUCCAAAGGGCUGGGAAUGUCACAGAUCCAAACCAACUGUACCUGGUACCAAGCAGCCGUGAGGGCGCUGUACCCAGGCGGUUGUGUCAGCCACUCUUCUUUCUAGACAGUGAAAACUUUUGCCUUACUGCACUGCUAUCAGCGCUUUGGUGGGGGAGUGACCCCAGCCCGGCUCAGCCCCUGCACUUGGCCGCAGCCUG
This is a messenger RNA of Cuculus canorus (common cuckoo), 2774 nucleotides long. RefSeq names its product phosphatidylinositol glycan anchor biosynthesis class U (gene PIGU). The record is from RefSeq and is a predicted model, not a curated record. Gene Ontology annotation, biological process: protein localization to cell surface; attachment of GPI anchor to protein. NCBI's taxonomy places the organism in Eukaryota, Metazoa, Chordata, Aves, Cuculiformes, Cuculidae. Bases 90 to 1397 code for a protein of 435 amino acids. Gene Ontology annotation, cellular component: membrane; GPI-anchor transamidase complex. The transcript is spliced from 13 exons.